Messenger RNA from Cadophora gregata, 1026 nucleotides. RefSeq lists its product as uncharacterized. Bases 1 to 1026 code for a protein of 341 amino acids. The record is from RefSeq and is a predicted model, not a curated record. Lineage: Eukaryota; Fungi; Ascomycota; Leotiomycetes; Helotiales; Ploettnerulaceae. The transcript has a single exon.
AUGGCGCCACAAGGCUGGCGAAGGCUGGCACAGGAUAAUCCGGACUCGGAGUCAACGGUUGGCGCAGGAAGCCCUCGAAGGAAGAGACCGCUGUUCAGCAGCAAAAAGAUAGCCAUCGCAGCAGCAGUCACCCUCAUCGCCCUAGCUCUCCUGUAUUCUUCCCACAGACUCGUGGCAGAUGGAUACUCUUUCCGCAAGGAACCACCACAAAACCCAGCCAGUGAAGAGCCCGCGAAUCUCCCUCCGCGUCCAAGCACAAUCCUCUCCACUUCGAAAGCGGCAGUUAUAGUCGAGAAUCGACCUCUCGAGAACUUAAUCCCCAUCAUAUUACAUUUCUCAUCUGUGCUUGGACGAGAAUGGCCAAUACACCUGUUUACGAGCGAAGGAAACAUGGGAGCAUUCUCCGAAUCGGCGCCAUUCCAAAGAGAAGUGAGCGCUGGUAGAUUUCAUGUGCGGGCUCUGCCAGCAGAAGAACACCUGAAUACACAUGCCGCUGUCUCAGGAUUCUUUACCAAGCCAUGGUUCUGGGAACAGAUGGCGCCGGCGGAACAUAUUUUGAUGUUCCAAGCAGAUAGCAUCAUCUGCUCGAACUCGCAGCACAGAGUAGAGGAUUUCCUCAUGUACGAUUUUGUCGGUGCGCCGGUCGACGAGGUCAGAGGGUUAGGAAUGGGAUACAAUGGCGGGCUUUCGAUACGGAAUCGAACGAAGUGCUUGGAGAUUGUCCAGAACUAUGAUUGGCAGGUGGAGCGACAUGGAGAUCAUUCUGCCGGGAACGUGGAUUAUGAAGAUCAGUGGUUCUCAAAGAAGAUGCGAGAGAUGCCAGGUGGGUCUACAUUGCCUACUCCAGAGAUCGCGAUGCAGUUCUCGGUGGAGACAAUGUGGUAUGAUAAACCACUAGGUUAUCAUCAGCCCAAUGUGUGGCAGAAGGAGCACAUGGACGAGAUAUAUAAGUGGUGCCCUGAAUAUAGGUUGUGUACCUUGGAAACUUUCACGGAUCAUAAUACUGAGAACUUUGGGGGAGCUUGA